Molecule: messenger RNA, 1533 nt
Organism: Bacidia gigantensis
Lineage: Eukaryota; Fungi; Ascomycota; Lecanoromycetes; Lecanorales; Ramalinaceae
Exons: 2
Coding region: 1-1533 (510 amino acids)
Biological process (GO): pectin catabolic process
Molecular function (GO): glucosidase activity
Source: RefSeq, a predicted model, not a curated record
AUGUCAUCAUGGAUGCGUAUCAACCAGAACUUCAUCAGAAUUACUGCAAGCGAGAUGAGCGGCUCCCAAACAUCCCGUCGAGCGCAUAUCCGUGAUUGUGAUGCUGGUGACCCAAAGGUUGCUCCCCCAAGCCCUUCGUCGUCUCCAAGCAUUUCCAUAUCUCAAGAUGAAUUCAAGUCUCCAGAAGGUGUCACAGCGAAUGGUAUCUCUCCUGCAAAUCUGUCGACGUCGAACGACGGACCUUCUGGCGGCCUAUUCUGGGCUGGUGCCGACAUUGGUACCCUGAUGCGCGCAGAAGCAAUCACCGGAAGGAAGUACUAUGAUUACGAUGGCGUCACUGAGAAGGAUCCUGUCAAGACUCUUGGAGAUGCUGGUGUCAACGCAGUACGGGUGGAAGGCGAGCGUGGCCAAUGUCUAGGACCAACCACAUUCACUAACAACACAAGCACACGCGGCGAGGAGCUUACUUUCAGUUACUCCUUCGGCUGUGCCGAUAUCCAAGUCAAAACAGCCCAGCGAGGAAUCGCUGAGGGUAUGCGGGUCGUACUCACAAUCAACCAAGGCAUAAAAAUUCCCAAGGAAUUGGAGUCCCUAAGCUACUCCGAAAUGGUCACCAACGUCCGAAAUGAGACGAAAAGCCAGCUUCAACCCUUUCUUGAUGCAAAAAUCGUCCCUGACAUCAUCCUUCUUGAAAAUGAAGGAACAGAUGGCUUCCUCUAUACAGAAGAAUCCACAGGCCACGUUCGCGACGGCAAGGACUCCGAUAAAGAACUUUGUGGACAGCUUCCUACUGGCAAAAUGAAUUCCUACCCACAGUACACCGGCUACCUGAAAGCCGAGAUCCUCGCUGCAAACGAAGCCAUCGCCUCCGCCGGCCUCUCAAACGCAAGCGUCCGCUACGGCCUGCACUCACACGGACAAUACGUGCAAUGGAAAGAGGGCGUCGUGCACGGCGACAAGCCGCCCAGCCAGACCAAGCUGAGCGACAAAUCCGAUAGUCCAUGCGCUGAGCAAGUCAUUCCCCAGGACCUUCUCGAUCUCGACAUAGCAACUAUGCUCAACAUCGCCGGUUUCUCCGCCUACCCUGACCCCAUGACUCCCACAGACAUCAACAACCCCAGCUCCUUGAACGCUACCCUGACGCGUCUGACAGAAACCCUCACCCAACUCCAAGACUAUGCCGAGAAAUAUGGGAAAUUCGCUUCCGGCCCGUUCGCAGGGCAGUACAAGCUGCAAUCCCUGGGUGUCGAAUACGCCACUUCGUUCACCGCCGACCAGAUUCCGCAGGAGGUAGCGUUGACCGAGAUGAUGUGGAAGCGCGUCAAAGGGUUUAGUAGCUGCCUCGGCAUGAUGUGGUGGGAGCCGUGGUAUUGUUAUAAUGAUUGGGAGGGCGGGAAGGCGACAUUGUGUAAGACUAAGGAGGACAAUGGGGAGGUGCCGACGGAUACGAUGAAGGCUUGGGGGAAGGCGGCUUCUAGUCCGUGGAAGGCCGAGAUGGGGAAGGCGAGCAACGGAACGGUGAGUACAGCGUGA